Messenger RNA from Adineta ricciae, 2787 nucleotides. NCBI's taxonomy places the organism in Eukaryota, Metazoa, Rotifera, Eurotatoria, Adinetida, Adinetidae. The record is from the annotation of a GenBank genome assembly.
AUGUCAUCCGAAGACGAAGAAAUGGAAGUAAACAAAGACCAAAGCGAAGACGGUAUGGAAGACGAUGAUGAUGAUGACGAUGACACUUCAAGUGAUUCUUCCGAAGAGCAAAUCGAUGAUACCAAACAAGAAAAUGAAUUAGCCGCACUUCGUGAAGUUGCUCAAUCGAAUUUAUAUAACUAUCAAUCUCAUCUUGAUUACAUCAGCAAAGCUCGUGAGUAUGGUAAUCUCGAACAUUUACGUUUCGCUCGUCAAACCAUGUCGGAAGUCUUUCCAUUAACCGAACAACUUUGGCUCGAAUGGCUCGACGAUGAAAAGAAAUUAUUAAUCUCAACCACAGAAGAAGACAAAACUUUAGUCGACUUAUUCGAACGUGCUAUCAAUGAUUAUUUAUCAAUCAUGAUUUGGAUUGAAUAUGUUCAAUAUAGACUUCCGUAUUAUAUGUCGAUGAAUUCCAUUGAAAAUUUCCGAAAUUUGUUUGAACGCGGACUUAGUGCAUGUGGCGUCCAUCUACCAGCUGGAGGUCUCUUUUGGGCGGCGUAUAUCGAGACUGAAAAGGCAAUUUUGGAUGGACUUCGAAUGAAUUACGAACAGAAUAGUGAAAGUUCAGAUUUAAAAGAAAAACUUCUUCAACAUGUUGAUUACGUUUUAACGUUAUAUCGUCGACAAUUAUCAGUUCCAUUACGUGGAAUGUCGGACAUUUAUUACAAAGAUUACCAAAGUUUCUGUGAACAAUACAAAGAAUUUCUUCCGGUGAAUUACACGGAACAAUAUGAUUUGAAAGUGAAACGCGAGUUCGACCUUGCACUUGAAUAUUUAGAAAAAUGUGAGAAGUUCGAAAAAGAAUUAGAUAAUACAAAUCGCAGUGUAGCAACUUACAAAAGAUAUAUUGCAUUCGAGAAAGAACCAGCGAGAAUCCAAUGUCUCUACGAACGGGCAAUCGUUGAUCAUUGUCUCGAUGGAGAUUUAUGGUUAUCAUACAUUGACUUUGCUGAAGAACAUCUCUCGUCAGCGAAACUCUGUCAAGCAAUCUUCGAUCGUUCGUUACGCAAUUGUCCGUGGGUCGCUGGCCUAUGGAUUCGUUAUGCUGAAUUCAUGGAAUCGAGCCAAACUGCUGAUCAUUCUCAAUUGAAACAAAUCUACGAUCGCGCAUUGAACUCCGAUCCGACAAAUUUAGAAUCAUUUGUGAACAUUCAAUUAGCAUAUAUGCAAUACCGUCGUCGUCAUUAUCAUCAACAAUUAUCGACGACGAAGGCUGAGCAAUGUGAAGCUCUGAAAGAAGAAAUUCGUCAUGCAUGUGAAGCGACUUGUGAUCAAUAUCAAGAAUUGUUUUCCGGGACCGCUGAUCCGAAGUUAUUUUUGAAAUAUAACGGACAGUUAGAGUUAUAUUGGAUUCAUUUCGAAACUCAAUCUUUUCAUUCCAUCGAUCGUGCGCGACAAAUUUGGAAUGGACGAACGUUGAUGAGCAAAACACAUAAUCAAUUAAUUGCAAAUCUUUGGAAGAAUUUUUACUAUACGGAAAUUCAUUUUGGAGAUGAAAAACACGCGAGAAGAGUUUUGUAUCGAGCGUUGAAUCAUAUCGAAACGAUGGAUUAUCCGAUGAGUGUUUGUGACUUGUUGUUGGAACAUGAGAAGAAGUAUGGAACGAUUGAACAAUUGAAAGAAACGAAAGAAAAAUUAAAGAAAAUUCAGAAGAAACUUAUUCCGAAAGAAAAACCACAAGUGAACAAUAAGAAACAGGCCGAACCACCAAAGAAAUCAAAGAAAACAACAACUAGCAAGAUGGAUACAACUGCACCACCUGUUCAUACAAACGGAAAGACAAACGAUCAACCAAAAACAUCACCUCGAAAGCGUCAACUGUCACCUGAAGAGGUCCAGACCGCUAAAAAGAAACCUGCGCCAGCCACAGUCGAUAACGACGGUUUUAAAAUUCCAGCUCCACCACCUGCCACUUCAGUAUCAACUCCAGCUCCAACUUCAACUCCAUCUUCUUCUUCAACUUUCGUCAAUCCUGCAAAUACCGAUCACUUAAACACCGCCUUCAUUGCUAAUCUUGCCUAUGAUAUCGAUGAACAGAAGAUUCGUGACGCACUUUCGCCAGCCGGUCCAAUCAAAGACGUUCGCAUAGUUAAACACGAAUGGUCUGGCAAAUCCAAAGGUUUUGGUUAUGUCGAUUUCGCGACAGCCGAAGGUUAUCGUCAAGGAUUGAAAUUAGAUCAUACACUUAUCAAUGGCCGUCCGCUGUAUAUUAGUCCUUAUGAUCCCAAUCGAUCGGCAUCGAAUGAUUUAACGAAAAAGUUCAAAUACUCAACAGCAUUAGAACAAAAUAAAUUAUUUAUUAAAAAUUUGCCUUUUUCAUCAACGAAAGAAGAUGUUGAAAAAUUAUUCACUGAAAAAGGUUUUCAAGUCAAAGACGCUCGAUUGGUGACUCAUAAGAGCGGUAAAUCCAAAGGACUCGCCUAUGUCGAGUUCAAUGACGCACAAACAGCGUCACAAGCAGUUAUUCAACUUGAUGGCACUACCAUUGGCGAACACACCAUUCAAGUAGCAAUUAGUAAUCCUCCACAACGUAAGGAACCUGUCAAAUCAACUUCUACGGAAGCAAAACCAACAUCCUUAGGCGAAGCACCGAGAGCGACGGGACCACGCGGUAGAGGAUAUUCACAAAUAUCGCUAGUACCAAGAAAAGUUACAGCAGCAAAAACUCAACCGGCUACCACAACAACGACGGCGAAUGCAAUGAAUAACGAUGACUUCAGAAAAAUGCUUUUGAAUAAAAAAUGA